ACUUCUUUAUAUUAACCAUAAAGUGACUGGCAAUUUUUUGAUUCUCUGAUUCCCUUUGGUUAAAGGGAGUCAGAGAUCAAACUCAAGAACUUCAUUUACAUAAAAGUCACGUUUUAAUCACAUAAUAUUAAAUAGAUAUCAAGGCUAUAUACAUAUAUACGUUUAUAUUAGUUGUAGCCAUCUUCUUGGCUAUAUUGCAUAUAUAUACAUCUUCAAGAAAAGGAAAAAAGAAGAAUCAGAGCAACAACAUGCAGAAUCAUUGAUAAGCAGUUGCUUAUAUCAAGAAAUCAAAGAAACUUGAUUUUCUUGAUAUGGAUAUGCCCCAAAAUAUUGGAAGAAUGGAAGGUUGGUUAUAUACUAUUAGGUCCAACAGGUUUGGCUUACAGUUUUCUCGCAAGAGGUAUUUUAUUCUUGAAGAAAACUGCCUCAAAUGCUAUAAAACCAUACCCAUUUCUGAAGCUGAGGAGCCAGUUAGGAGUGCAACGGUUGACUCCUGCAUUCGUGUUACAGAUAAUGGAAGAGAGAGCAUUAAUAGAAAAGUCUUCUUCAUUUUCACACUUUACAGUACUUUGAAUCACAAUGAUCAACUUAAGUUAGGAGCAAGGAGUUCAGAAGAAGCAGCAGAAUGGAUUCGUUCCUUGCAGAAUGCCUUGACAAAGGAGUGCCCACAUCCGGCAAAGGAUUUUGUGGCCAUCUCUAAGAGGAAAUGGCCACCUAUUAGAUUAAGUGUUACAAAGAGGGUGGACUGUAAAAGAUUAAUAGAUUACUACUCAACCUUGCAUACUGAAGCAAUGACAUCUGAUGUUAUCGCUCCCUCUCCAUGGAAAAUUUUCGGUUGUCAGAAUGGACUCCGCCUUUUUAAAGAGGCAAAAGAUUGGGAUUCUAGUGGAGGGCACUGGGAUGAUCAUCCUGCAGUAAUGGCAGUUGGUGUUGUUGACGGGACUUCAGAGGCCAUUUUUCAGACUCUUAUGUCCCUCGGUCCCUUGAGAUCAGAAUGGGACUACUGUUUUUACCGGGGUAGCAUGGUUGAGCACCUAGAUGGUCAUACAGAUAUUAUUCACAAGCAAUUGUACAAUGAUUGGUUCCCCAGGGGUCUGAAGCGAAGAGAUUUAUUGCUGCGACGGUAUUGGAGAAGAGAUGAUGAUGGCACAUAUGUAAUUCUAUACCAAUCUGUGAUUCACAAGAAAUGUCCACCGCAAAAAGGUUACGUUCGAGCAUGCCUUAAAAGUGGAGGAUAUGUGAUUACUCCUCUGAAUCAAGGAACACGAUCACUCGUAAAGCACAUGCUCGCCGUCGAUUGGAAGUCCUGGAAAUUGUAUAUGCGCCCAUCAUCUGAAAGAUCCAUAACCAUCCGUAUGAUUGAAAGAGUAGCAGCAUUACGAGAGCUGUUCCGAGCCAAAGCAGGAAAUUAUUCUGACUUCAGGUCUGGAGAAAUUUCAAGACAAAUUAUGUUGCCCCAGAUUGAAAAAGUCGACAUGAAUGUGGAGGAUGAAACUCUGGAAAAGAUUGAGCAGGACCAUAAUUCAAUAGAAGAAGGGACAGGAAAACUCAGUAGAAGUUUAACUGGCCUGAACAAUGCCUCUGAUGAGUUCUUUGAUGUCCCUAAUGCCAACGAGAUGAUGGAUUGCGAUUCUGACAAUGAAUGGCCUUCCGAAGUGAGCUCGGGAGGGGAUUCACCGAGUACGGUUCCACUCAGAUUAUCAUCUGCUGCUGGCUUAGUGAAGAAGUUGCAUGACCUUGCAGUUCACAAGAAGAAUUACGUGGACUUGCAAGGUUUAACCGGUAAAGAUAGCACAGUAUGCUUCUACGGAGCCACUCUUCAAAAAGACCCAAGUUGUACUUUACCUUGCAGUUGGGCUGCUGCUGAUCCUUCUACAUUUUUGAUACGUGGAGAAAAUUAUUUGAGAGACCAUAAAAAGGUCAAGUCAAAAGGUACUUUGAUGCAAAUGGUUGGUGCAGAUUGGUUAAGAUCUAGCCACCGAGAAGAUGAUCUUGGUAGCCGCCCUGACAGUAUUGUUCAGAAGUAUGCAACCCAAGGUCGACCAGAAUUCUUCUUUAUUGUCAACAUACAGAUUCCAGGCUCUUCCAUGCAUACCUUGGCAAUGUAUUACAUGCUAAAAACUCCUCUAGAAGAUACACCAUUGCUACAAAAAUUUGUCAAUGGUGACGAUGCCUUCAGAAAUUCCAGAUUUAAGCUGAUACCUUAUAUAUCUAAGGGAUCUUGGAUAGUCAAGCAGAGUGUUGGUAAGAAGGCUUGCUUGGUGGGUCAAGCACUAGAAGUAAAUUAUUUUCGUGGGAAGACCUACCUAGAGCUUCAAAUAGAUGCUGGAUCUUCCACUAUUGCAAGGGGAGUGGUCAGUCUUGUUCUUGGAUACCUGAAUAAUUUGGUCAUGGAGAUGGCAUUUUUGAUACAGGGUGAAACGGAAGAGGAGCUCCCAGAAAUCCUACUUGGAACAUGUAGGCUUAAUCAUCUGGAUGCGUCUAAAUCAGUGUUGGUAUGACAAAGAUUUUGUAUUUCCAUAUGAGGCGCUGGAUGAAGAAGUCAGGGCAGAAUGAAGAACAUUAACCUUGCCUUUUUCACUGCUCUUAUUCUUUUCUAGGAUUACCUUUUCUUCCCCUUUCUUUUAAUCAUAAUUUUUGUAAAGUUAAUCAAUUCUUAAAUUUUUGGCCUAAUAUUCAUAUUAUACACCUUUUGAUUGCCAACUUGUACACAAGUUCGAUA
Ricinus communis (castor bean) is the source of this 2722-nucleotide messenger RNA. Its product is annotated as protein ENHANCED DISEASE RESISTANCE 2-like. The record is from RefSeq and is a predicted model, not a curated record. Lineage: Eukaryota; Viridiplantae; Streptophyta; Magnoliopsida; Malpighiales; Euphorbiaceae. Gene Ontology annotation, molecular function: lipid binding. The transcript is spliced from 21 exons. Bases 312 to 2501 code for a protein of 729 amino acids.